GACAGCUCGUGACAGAAAAUGAGAGGUGGCGGUUAAUCAAACUUUUAUUAUUAUUAUUAUUAUUAUUAUUAUUAUUAUUAUCGUGAAUUCAUUUGAAUCUGCUCGAGACUCACCACCUUUUCAGAAAAGAAUGACAACCUCAGUAUCGUGCAAGACAUCGUACGUGACACCUCCUUCGGGUCAGUACGUAUCUGAACCCGUGAACGUGAUCAUCAGUCAGAAAGAAUGCGAUCAAGGUCAGGUGGUCAACUCCGAGUUUAACCUUAUGGAAAUGACAGAGGUUGAAUACACACACCUUCAGCACCUCAUUCAGUCUCAUAUGGAAGCUCAGGAUGGCCCCGAAGAGCUCAGGUUAAAUCCGCCAUCUACUACAGAACGUGGGAGUGAAAACAGCUGCAAGGCGUGUCCGUUUCCGUAUGCGUCACCUGCGUGUCCGCCGGACGCGUCUUCUUCAUCCUCUUUUCCCACAGAUGUGCAGUUUGUUUCAGUGCCUAGUAACCAAGGAUCUGAAGACAGUCAGGAAGUUAAAAUGCUUCUUUACAGUGAUCCGAGUAGCAUAAGUACUUUAGGGGGGAGCACGCCGACUAGCAACGGCGAGGUUCCCAGCUCUAUGCUGGUGAAGUUGAGAUGUGUCAUGGACGGGGCGAGAGAGAGAAAUGAUAACCGAAGGGUCCUUCCUCUUGGUUCGAGACCCAACCCACCUGCACGGGUUUGCUUGGAGAAGAGGUUCAACUGCGACUCCUGUGAUUUGACCAAGAAGCAAGAGUCACAGGCGGCAGUACUGAAUACUUUUUUGUCGAUGCUUCACAACUCUACGGACGUGCCAGGUAUCGCGAUGCAUUCUGAGCCGGAAAAUUGGUCCAAAGUAGAGAGGACUGCUGCAGUAGAGUGCGGUCAUCCAUACGCAGGGAAUCAGAGGCUCUGUCACUUCUCUCAGCUGUUGGAGGGCAGCAAACAUCCAGCAAAGAACCCCAGCGUCAGUAAGAGUGCCGACUCUGUGCCGAAAUCCCCGUGCAUCAUAUACGCUGACGUGACUACCGAGGAGCAGGUCAUCAACAUGGAAAAUGAGGGAGUGCAAAAAGCGGUGAAGAGAGCCAGGACGCGUGGAGCCCGGACUUUGCAAGCCCGGGACCCCAAUAUAAUGCAGGGCUCAGGAAAAUGGAACCCAGUUUGCCUUAUUCCUGGUCGUAAACCAGAUCGAAGAACCCGACUUCCUUUAGAGAUUAGUCAGCGUAAAGAGACACACAACCUCAAGGAGAGAGACCGCAGGAGGAGAAUUCGGCUGUGCUGUGAUGAGCUGAACAUGUUGGUGCCGUUCUGCAACGCUGAGACCGACAAAGCCACGACUCUCCAGUGGACAACCGCCUAUCUCAAAUAUAUCAGAGAGAUCUACGGAGACUCCCUGAAACAGGGCUUUCAAAACACGUUUUGCGGGAAAACCGGCGUCCGGAUCAAGCCGAGCUGCGCUAACGAAGACGCCGAGUGCGAGAACGCUGCAUCAAAGGAGUGACUUCUCUUCAUUUCAGCUGUACUCCCAUAGCAGGCACUUGCAUUCGAACAAAUUUUCCAUUACAGUUACAGUUUGACCUUUUAAUUAUUCAUUUAUUUACUUACUAACUUACUUAUUGGUGAUACACUCUUUGAUGUAUUGUUUAAUUUAUAUAAGAAGGUAAUUGACUUACAUUGCAUAGUCUCCAUUGUAAAAAAAAAAACAAAAAAAAAAAACAAAACACAUUUUAAUUUAAACCUUUCCUCUCCUAAUGUACAAUUCAUAUUUUCCUGAUCAAACGAUUGCAUUUUAUAUUCUUAUGUUCAUGCCGUCACGUAUAUAGUUUAGUUUAGCCCAUAACUUACCCAUAUAACCCUGGUUAUCUGUCCUCUCGGCUACAGGUUAUAUCAAGUUCUACCUACAGUUGUUUUUAUAAAACCUGACUCAAUUGUGCGUUUAUAGUGCAAAUAUCAAACCGUAUCUGGCGUCGUUUUCCCCUAAAACAAUUUAAGUUGGACGCUUAUAGUGUCGUAUAGUUAAGUUUUUAUAUAAGUAAAAUUAUAUUCCUGUUCUAUUAAGGUUUUAUUGAAGAUUCCUGUUUGCAGGAAUAUAUUAUAUUCAUAUAAAUUAUAAAACAUAUAUAAGGAAAGAAAGAAAAAAAGCUUUCACUGUACUGUAACCUUUAUUGUUUUAAUAAAUGGUUAUGUAUUAUGCAUUUUUUUUCCUUCCUCCACGUGAACGGCUAACGGACUAGACGUCUGAGAGAAGAGUGACGUUUAGUGUGUUUUUUUUUUUUUUUUACUGAAAAGUGGCUUUAUUCAGUGUUUAUUUCUUACAACACGGUGCUGUAGCGUCUCACCGUACAUACAACAGUCAACCAGACAUAAUAAAUAGUAUUUAAAGUCAUGGAUAUUUAAUAGUUUACAGCACCGGUACACAUAGUGGGAUGUGUUGAAAACCCCCACAGAGUUUAUCGUAGAGUAACAGUUCCUCAAGCAUCUGAACUGAUGCUUUCAGGGUUGUUUUUAUUUUAUUUUAUGUCAAAUUGGGAUGUUAUCAAACACAAUUUUUGUAAAAAAUAGUUGAAACAAUACAAACAGAUUGACAAUCUGCUUUUUAAAAAAAAAAAAAAAAAAAGUACUGAAAAGUAAUAUACAACAUUAUUCAACAUACUGAGUGACGCUCCGGUGUCAGAGAUGACGAGUUCUCAUUUUCUCCAACAGAUUUUGAGGAUGAAUUUGUUCUUUUCAGUCCAAAAGAACCACUUUUGUGUGUGUGUGUGUGUGUGUGUGUGUUUUUUAUGACAGGAAAGUCACACUUGUUGCAUUACAGUAUUCUGUACACAGAGAUUUUAUGCUAACAGACACUGAAAAGAGUAACUGUUUGUUUUUUGUUUUAACGCACACGUGCAUAUCUGACCAGUUCAGUAAUCAUUUCAGUAAUUUUUUUCCCACUUUUUUUUUUUUUUUUUUUUU
Ictalurus punctatus (channel catfish) is the source of this 2964-nucleotide messenger RNA. Its product is annotated as transcription factor-like 5 protein. Gene Ontology annotation, molecular function: protein dimerization activity; DNA-binding transcription factor activity, RNA polymerase II-specific; RNA polymerase II cis-regulatory region sequence-specific DNA binding. Gene Ontology annotation, biological process: spermatogenesis; regulation of DNA-templated transcription. The transcript is spliced from 7 exons. Lineage: Eukaryota; Metazoa; Chordata; Actinopteri; Siluriformes; Ictaluridae. Gene Ontology annotation, cellular component: nucleus. The coding region runs from base 131 to 1510 and encodes 459 amino acids. The record is from RefSeq and is a predicted model, not a curated record.